Fusarium musae is the source of this 1311-nucleotide messenger RNA. RefSeq lists its product as uncharacterized. Lineage: Eukaryota; Fungi; Ascomycota; Sordariomycetes; Hypocreales; Nectriaceae. The transcript has 3 exons. The record is from RefSeq and is a predicted model, not a curated record. Bases 1 to 1311 code for a protein of 436 amino acids.
AUGGCCAUUCCAUAUCCCGAGGGAGAAGUUUUCUUCGCGCGCAGCGUCCUACGCAACAAAGACCCCGCUCACUACCAGGCCGACAACCCCGAGCACUUCUACUCCCACUUCAUGGUUGAGUACAUCUGGAACGUCGAGGCUGACCACGGUUCCAAGAAUGCAAACUCCUGGACCGGUCACUAUCACCAGCGCUCUCCCUACGCCAUCGUCACUGGUAGUAGUUGGAACACCCACUACGGAAACUGGAAGCAGUUGCCCUUCAGCUACGGCCCUCGUGAGACAGAUAUCAGAAGACGUCUUGAGCAUAAUCUUUGCACGAAUGGGAAUCGGUUCAAGAACCAUGAGAAAGGGGAUGCUGCUGAGGCUUGGUUUAUGACCAUGCCGAUGCCGACCAAAGAGGAACGAUGGGUCUGGAUUGAUCUGCUUGCCCGCAUUCGAGCCAUUUACAUCCCUGUAGCAUUCUCAGCUAGCAAAGACCAUCCCAAUCUCAGCAUGUGGCUACAGGUAUCGUUCACGCAGAACAGAACCGUGGACAUCUGGCGCGGAGGCUCGACUUUCAUGGGUCACGAGACAAGCACCACCAGUGGCCUUGACGUAUGGCGUGAACAUACCAUCGGGUUCGACAUCACGGGUUUGACUGAGCUUUUGAGCUGCCCUCGUCAGUUCCGCAAGGUAAACCCCUACGAAGCCAAGUUCAUCAAGCUUGUCCAUCGCGACAAUAUCCGAACUGUGCCUGUUAGAGCCUCGUACAGCGAUGCGUACGAUUUUAGCUGGCUUACCAUUGCACAAGCGCACAGCGGUCUGAACAUCGAGUGGGGUAAGGGCGAGAAGGGAAGUUGGUUUGAGGAUUUCUUCAAGAACGCCAUUACCUUCGGUCUAGGAUUUGUUCCGGGCGUUGGACCUCUCCUCUCCAUCGCAUUUAGCCUAGGAUGGACGGCCGUCGUCGACCCUGAUCGGUUCAUGUACGAGCUAAGUCUCUGGGCGCCGUCGGUCAAAAUCCCGGAGCUGUUUGAGGAUGACGUUCGCAAGAACUCGGCCGAGAUCAGAGGACUUACCCAUGAGUCCUUUUGGAAUCUGGGGCCUGCUGAGGCUCUGGCUGAGAUUAAGAAGUUUGAGGAGGAGGAGGAGAAGCAGCACAAGGUUUCGGGAGAGGUUAAGUCAUACUUUCAGCUGGCGCAUGAAGUACUCCGUGUUGACGAGGCGAAGUAUGAUAAGGAUGCUGAUGCUAAUGAAGAGCCUGGCGAGGUUCUGGUGGAGGUACCUCCUCAAGAAGGCCCCAUUAAUGGCCAGGUUGCAGGAGACAAGGAGUAG